This is a messenger RNA of Rana temporaria (common frog), 1147 nucleotides long. RefSeq names its product eukaryotic translation initiation factor 5B-like. The transcript is spliced from 2 exons. The record is from RefSeq and is a predicted model, not a curated record. The coding region runs from base 165 to 1124 and encodes 319 amino acids. NCBI's taxonomy places the organism in Eukaryota, Metazoa, Chordata, Amphibia, Anura, Ranidae.
GAAGCUUGUAGAGGACAGACGUGUUUACAGUUGCUCCAUUUCAGAGUUGUUGAAUUAUUUAUUCUGUUAUAUAGAACAUUAUAUAAUAUAUAUUAGAGAAAGGACAUCGCAACCAAGGAGGAAAAGAGCAGUUUGUUUAUACUUAUAUUAAAAAAAAAAAAAAAAUGGUGAGACAGAUCCGUAAGAGGGAGGAGUGUUUUGCUCCAAUCGCCCAGAGACAACUUGGGGAAUCUAAGGAGGAGGAAGAAGAAGAAGUCAGCAGAGUUGAGAACGUCUGCUGUUCAACAUCUAAUAAUUCAGAUAUGAGCGCCAGAAAGAGGCGCAGAGAGGAAGUAUCUGAUAGCACCAGAGAGGAGGGGGAGAAUUCUGUGGAGGAGAAUGGUGCAACUCCAAGGAAGCAGAGAAAAUAUGACAGCGCUGCAGAGACAGGACACAGCGCUGCACAGCAGAGAGGAAAGAAGAGGAAAUAUACUGAAGAGACUGAAUGUGAGAGUCCCGUGGUAAAGAAGAGGACAGUACAGAGCUCUUCAGAGGUGGAUGACGAUACUACAAGGAAGCAGAGCAGAUCUUACACUGCCAGAGAGACAGGACACAGCGCUGCACAGAGAGGAAAGAAGAGGAAAUGUCCUGCAGAGACUGAAUGUGAGAGUCCUGUGGUGAAGAAGAGGACAGUACAGAGCUCUUCAGAGGUGGAUGACGAUACUACAAGGAAGCAGAGCAGAUCUUACACUGCCAGAGAGACAGGACACAGUGCUGCACAGAGAGGAAAGAAGAGGAAAUGUCCUGCAGAGACUGAAUGUGAGAGUCCUGUGGUGAAGAAGAGGACAGUACAGAGCUCUUCAGAGGAGGAUGGUGAGACGCUGAGCAGAUAUUACACUGCUAGAGAGACAGUACAGGACGCUACAGAACAGAAAGGCAAGAAGAGGAAAUCCACUGAAGAGCCUGAAUGUGAGAGUCCUGUGACCAAGAAAGGAAGAACAGACAAAGCAGGAGUUAGCGGAACGACAUCGACUCACAGCACAAAAAGUAAAGAAUGUGAAACGGCCUCGCUGGGUCCAGAGGACUUCAUCUUCCAUAGGAUACUUGGAGAAGGAGACAUUAAGAAGGUAAGUGAUCAAAGAUAACUACUGAGGGGACUGUAAACACU